AUGAACGACACGAAGUAUCCAAUUUCGUAUAUUCAAGGAAAGUAUCUUCUUUUUGAUAUAGAAGCAAUUCAGUAUUUUCGCGAAAAGUACCAUAUUCUUGGCAUUCUCUCUGGAACGCUUCCUCAACUCCCUCAACAGAAUAUCUUUUUGGGUCUUCCUCUCCAAUUGACGAAAGAGGAAGUGUAUUACUUAGUUAAAAAUGGAGCAGCUUUUGUUAUUGAUGAUGAAAAAGUUCAUAAAGAUUAUUUCAGUAAUUUAGUUGAUAACGACAGAAAAGCCCUUGCAGAGAGGCGUCAGAAGAUGGCCGUUGAACAAAUGUUGACGGCGCGUACUAAAGAAAACGACAAGAAAAUAGAAAUUAUGAAAAAAAUAAAUAAGGAAAUUCCCUUAGAUACCUUGGACUACGACGGUACCCAACCUGUGAAUUUAACGAUGGUACCAAUUGAUACAAGUACAAAGGGGUUAAAAAGAGAUCAUUUGGAAACAUCUUCAUUAAGCUUACCAGAAAUUGAAAGAAGGCGGUAUUUGAUAUUCGAGUCACUAGUGAUGAAUGGCUUUUUCCUUAAUCCUGGUCUUCGGUUUGGUUGUGAUUUUGUUGCAUAUCCGGGUGAUGCUCUGCGAUUUCAUUCACAUUAUUUGGUAAACGGGUAUAAUUGGGACGACGAAAUCCCACUUUUGCUACUUAUAGGAGGUGGUCGUCUAGGGACCGGUGUCAAAAAGGCCUGGCUCAUCGGAGGGGAACAGGAAACGCACAACUCAACGACUUCUGAUGAGAACAAUUUAGAUGCAACAUAUCGCCAAUUUUCAAUUGAGUGGUCGGGUUUUGGUUGA
Schizosaccharomyces osmophilus is the source of this 831-nucleotide messenger RNA. RefSeq names its product tRNA-splicing endonuclease catalytic subunit Sen34 (gene sen34). Bases 1 to 831 code for a protein of 276 amino acids. Gene Ontology annotation, molecular function: nucleic acid binding; tRNA-intron lyase activity. NCBI's taxonomy places the organism in Eukaryota, Fungi, Ascomycota, Schizosaccharomycetes, Schizosaccharomycetales, Schizosaccharomycetaceae. Gene Ontology annotation, biological process: tRNA-type intron splice site recognition and cleavage; tRNA splicing, via endonucleolytic cleavage and ligation. Gene Ontology annotation, cellular component: tRNA-intron endonuclease complex. The record is from RefSeq and is a predicted model, not a curated record. The transcript has a single exon.